This is a messenger RNA of Belonocnema kinseyi, 3823 nucleotides long. RefSeq lists its product as uncharacterized. The record is from RefSeq and is a predicted model, not a curated record. The coding region runs from base 259 to 2370 and encodes 703 amino acids. NCBI's taxonomy places the organism in Eukaryota, Metazoa, Arthropoda, Insecta, Hymenoptera, Cynipidae. The transcript has 7 exons.
UUGUGGAGGCGCGUAUUCGAUUUGAGUAAAUUUUAGUUUUGAAAGUUUCUAGCCUCCUAGCCUUGUAUUGCUGAACAAAUGGAUAAAAAUACAGUGACUUUCCACAGUAGCUUUUAUCGGUUAUGUGCCAGUGUUUAGUGUGCUUCACAUGAAUGAUUUUCUUUCCACAAAAAGGAACUGACACGUGGAAAUAAAAUUAAAAUACUUUUAGCUUGAUUACGUUAACGUCUGAAAGUCAAUGCUCUUCAUUAAGACUCAAUGAUCAUGUCAACGAUCCCAUUGAAGAAAUAUUCUUUUGAUGAGGAAGGAGGAAGGAGAAGGGAAAGACAAACUCGGAAGGUGGAAUUCAAGGUUCCAUUGAGACUUCUUCGGUUGUGCGUCCUUGGUGCAAUUCUGCCGGCCAUUUUGAUUGCUGGUCCAAUUUAUUUGAGGUACCGAGUUUAUUCGGCCCAACUUUAUCCUCUUACUAUUUCUGAUCAAAGACUGAUAGAUGGAAAAAUAUCGACGACUUGGUGCCAGAGGCAGGUGGUUAAGGCCAACACAACUUUCAAUGCUUACUUGAUGAGCCAUGAGCCAAACAUCAAUGGUGAAUUGAUACCAGUUUCGAUGACGAGACAUCUAGUCUUAGAGGAUGACAUGAAGGAAUAUUGGGGAUUUUAUCUUUUGCGAGGUUCUAGCGUCACAGUAUCAACUUGUGUAAGAUGGCCAGGUGCAUCCUUAACAAUUAUCAGGGGACAUAAACAUCUGCAUGAAUGUGCAUUCAUUGGUGACGAUAGCAGUGAAGAAUUGGAAGAAUUAUUGCAAGUUGCUGAAGAACAAGGGUUGCUGAAAAUAAAUGGAACACCACAGGAUGCUAGAAGUCCAAGCAAUGCAGCAGAUAAAAUGACAAGAGCUCACCAGGAUGUUCAAUUUCACCAAAAACCAAACAGUAAAAAUCGCACUUAUUUCAGCUCAAGUUUUCAAAACCCGACGAGCCACGAAUUAGAUGCAAAUGCAAUGAGAAAUAUUUUGACAUUACUAAUGAAAAAAACCCUCGAAACGAAAAAAAAUCAACGGGAAAAUCCUCAUCAUAGAUACGAAGGCGUUUAUAGAGAAAGUGCAAAUAUUGAUAAGCCACCCACCAUGGAAAAAGAAUUCGACCCUAGGGAUCUUUUCGAUUUCUCAAAAUCAGAUCAACUAGAAGCUAAAUUUGAAAUCCAACCAGAAGUUAAAUUUACAAAAUCUAAAGACCGCGAUGCAGAAAAUUUGGAUAACAAAUUAAUUAAUAAAACGGGAAAUGCAAGUUUAAACUUUAAUAAAAAUGAGGAAAGUAAUAUUCAAUUUAAAUUAGAGAGCAGUACAAUUAAAUUGAUAAAUGAAGUAUUAAAGAAGACACAGGAAAACGUGAACGAAACUCAAAUUGAGGAAAAUAGUGCUCAAGUGAAAUUCGAAAGAUCAACAGUUAAACCUGAGGCAAAUAUUACAGAAGAGAAGAAAUAUGAAAAAAUUGAAGAAAUUGAGAAGCUUAAGCAAAUAGCUGAAAUUGAGAAAAAAAUUGAUGAAAUUGAUGAUAAAGAUCCAACUUCAGCUGAAAUUUUUGGUGAAGUUAUGAGAAAAAUUGUCUCCCAAGGAGAAAAGGGGAAAAAACUUUUUCAGCAGUUGGUGGAUGAAGUUGACGAUCAAGAAUUGAAAAAAAGAAUGAUGAUGAAAAUGGAAAAUAUAACAAAAGAUGAGGAGAAGAAUCUUAGGCGAAGAAGAGAAUUAAUUUUGUCUUCCCCUCUUCAGGAUGAUCUGAAUAAAGAUGAUGAAGAGGAGGAUGCUGCGAUUGAAGAGGGAUUGUUAACGCCAGAUGGAAUUGCUGAUGAUAGAGGUACAGUAAAUGAAACAACAAUGAAUGAUAGAAGUAAUUCCGAAUUUUGGAGUUCGUUUAGUAGUUCUGAGGAAAGACUUUUAGAAUGUAAAGGACUUAUUUUGAAUUUGCCACUUACACCACAUCGGCAGUGUACGCCAAAGCAUGAAGAUCAACAUACUUCGGCUUCAAUCGCCAACACAGUAACCUACAGGGUUCCAGCUAAUGGCUACUAUUUUUUCGUUUUCAAUUCGGAAAACGAGAUCCAACCAAAUUAUCUAAGAAUAAAGUUUGAUUUACUGAAGACUGUGUACAACACUUCAAAUCCAGUUCAUGCUUGUGAAAACAGCACUUAUGAGUGUUCAUUGCCGAUGAACUUUUUUAGUGACCAAAAAACUGUGUUAGAGUUACCAGUCGGAGGAAAUGACUCCCAAUGGAAUGAAGAAUUUAUUGUCAUUUCGACAUGUGAACCUCGUACAUCGGUUUAUGUGUUUUGUGUAAUUACAGUACCAUUAUUAAUAUUAAUUUUUGCUUUCCACUAAUUGAAAUUCCUGAACAAAAUAUUAAAUUAAAAAGGUUCACCUCAUAUUUUACAAUGAGGAUUAUUCUUCGUGAGUCACAUUCUUGAUUCUGUAAUAGAUUUUUUACAAGUCGGAAAGUAUAUUCAGAUUUUUAAUUUUUAUAUUUUGAAACAGAGAAAUGAGAGUUGCUUUGUGAUAAGAGUAAAAUUUGUUAAUUAGACAUUUUAAUAUUCAUGUAAUAAUAUUAGUAUUAAAAUUGAAAUUAAAUUAUAAAUAAUACGCGGAGAGAAAUUUCGGGAGACUAAUUGAUGGCACUGCUCCUCGAUUUUAUCACUUUUUGGCGCCUGAAAUAAGUCCUAGGAAACCUUGCUUUUAAAGCAUAGGUCUCGAAUUUUCAAACAUUAGGCUGCACUCCUUUGCUCUCGGGUCUCGAAUUUUAUGCUAUUAGAUCAUAGAGUCCGCGACUUUAAAGCACGUAAAAAUUUUAUCUUUAAAAUCACGCGCUUCCGUGAAUUAAUCUUUUAAAUUUUCUCUCCGUGUAGAAACGAUAUUUUUGCGCAAAAAUAUUGUUGAGGCAUAUAGUGACGAAUACAAUGUUGUAUUAUAAUGUAUCCGCUGGAUCUUGUGAUAUUUCAGAUAGGGUGUAUUUACUGUAAAUCAGUAUUUUAAAUGUAAAUGGUUUGAACCUGAGAUUUCUCCUAAGACAUUUUGUUGUUAAUUUUUUAUUAUUUACAUUUAAACGGAAUUACAAAAAUGCUUUAUAUUUUACAGUCUAAAUUUGAUAAUCAGCCGAAUUUUUUUUUUAAAAAUGCAAAGUAUAAUACAAAAUGUGUAAAAAGUCAUGAAAAAUGUAUCUGUGAAGUAAUUUUUUUACAUUAUGUUUUGAUUAAUUUUGAUAUAUAAUUCAUAAAAAUAAUUAAACAGAGAAACAUUUUUUAAUUAUACAUUGGAAUUUGGAAUUAAGGCUUCCGAGUUUAAGUCUUUCUAAGAAUUGCUGCCGGGGCGGUUUCGGACCGAGAGUAUUGCGUGCCUCUCGGGGUAGAGAGGAGGUUGCUCAACUAUGCGUUAUCACCAGGAGCGUAGGGGCACACGAACAGUGCGCGUGUACUCGUCGCGUAUAUAUUCAUAAUAUUAGGAAAUGGUUCACACGCCACUGACUGUUUACGUUUAAGCUGUCUGGAUUUAUGUGAAGGCCACUGUCAGCAAUGCCUGCGAUCCGUCAUAAUUCCAAGUUCCAGUGUAGCCACAUUUACUAAUGGCAUGAUAUAUAUAAACAGUAUAAAAGAAAGAUUAAAAAUAAAAAUAAUAAUUUAAGGAAAAAAUCGAGAAUGAUCUAAAACUAUAGACUAUAGAAGAAUGCAGAAUAAUUGAGUAAGAUUUUGUUAAUAAAUAAUUCUUUCAAUAUAUUUUCUCUGUUUUGAUAAUUAUUUUAAAUAAAAUUUAUUAAAUUGUUCAAAUAUUCUAGAUUGGUGAU